Molecule: messenger RNA, 1383 nt
Organism: Myxozyma melibiosi
Lineage: Eukaryota; Fungi; Ascomycota; Lipomycetes; Lipomycetales; Lipomycetaceae
Product: Low temperature viability protein-domain-containing protein
Exons: 3
Coding region: 1-1383 (460 amino acids)
Biological process (GO): ribosomal small subunit biogenesis; ribosomal small subunit export from nucleus
Cellular component (GO): preribosome, small subunit precursor; nucleus; cytosol
Source: RefSeq, a predicted model, not a curated record
AUGGCCACCCCCCAGAGAGAUGCUGCUUCUCCUGAAGCUGCUUCUUCUACAGCAGCAGCAGCAUCAGCAGCAUCAGCAGCACCACCCAAACGCAUCAACCGCAAAACAGCACACAAAUACAGACUCGUCCACAGAUCGCAGGAAGACCCGCUGAUUUACGACCCUGAAGCGCCCACUGAAGACUUGCUCCCCCUCCCCUCCUCCCACGUACAAACACUAAAAGACCUACAAGCCUCAGGUCUCUCCUCCGUCGUGCGCGAAAACGAAGGCGAAGCAGCGCUCUACGGCAUCACCUACGACGACUCCUCCUACGACUACAUGCAGCACUUACGCGAGAUCGGCCGCAACCAAGACGGCACCGCUGUCUUCAUCCCCGCUGCAAAGUCUUCCUCUUCAUCCACCGCGGCCGGGCGGAGAGCGCGCGGGAUCGCGUUCAAGGAUGAUAUUCAGACGUCUGCGCCUGCUGCUACUGAAGAUAUAGCAAAACAAGUGCUCGAGCUGCCGAGUGACCAGCACGUCAAGCGCACAUACCAGGACCAACAAGCCAUUCCCGACGCAAUCGCCGGUCUGCAACCGGACAUGGACCCUGAUCUCCGUGAAGUCCUCGAAGCUCUUGAGGAUGAAGCUUAUGUUGAGGAUGAUGAGGAUAUCUUCCAGGCUAUCGUUAAAGACGAUCCAAGUCUCGCCAAGUCCACCGUCGCUGACGCCUACGACGACUACAACGACGAAGAAGAAGGAGCAGGCUGGGAGAAAGAAUUCGCGAAAUUCAAAAUCUCAAAGAACAGAGCCGCCGCGGACUCCUCAGACGACGACUUUGACGAAGACGAAGACCUAGACGACCUAGGCUCGCUCGCCUCGUUCGCACAUAAGCUAGGCGUCGGCAAAAAGAGUACUCGCGGCGGCGCCCGCACGUCUACCACCGGCUUUUCAAUGUCGAGCUCGGCCAUGUUUCGCAACGAGGGACUUACCCUCAUCGACGACCGUUUCGACCAAAUCGAGAAACUCUACGCCGAGUCAGACGACGACGAGGAAGAAGAGGACGAAGAGGACGACGCACAAGAUCUAAUCAACUCGCUCUCGAUACAAAUGCAGUCCGCAGCAUUCGACGCAAUCAUGGAUGACUUUCUCGAAAACUACAAUGUCGUCGGCAAACGUCUCCUCCGCGAAGCUCCUUCCUCCUCCACCACCACCUCCUCCUCCUCUAACUCAAAACUACCACCUACUGCCGCAGCCUACGGAGUCUCGUCUGGUAUGCCGGGAGUUAGUCGGGGAAAAGUAAAUAAAUGGACCGGAAGGGGGUUGGAUCAGUUGCAAGAGAUUAAAGACGAGCUGGGAAAGCCCAGGACGCAGGAUCUAAAGAAAAGAUAUCGCUUGCGAGAUUAA